Molecule: messenger RNA, 2398 nt
Organism: Plodia interpunctella (Indianmeal moth)
Lineage: Eukaryota; Metazoa; Arthropoda; Insecta; Lepidoptera; Pyralidae
Product: UDP-glycosyltransferase UGT5-like
Exons: 10
Coding region: 462-2015 (517 amino acids)
Molecular function (GO): UDP-glycosyltransferase activity
Source: RefSeq, a predicted model, not a curated record
AAUCUAAAGUCUGAUUUUGGUAAUCGCGGUAGUGUUAUAAUAGUAUGUAAUUAUUUAGAUUAAAGAAUUGAAUUGUAAAACAACGCGACUAAAUCCCGAAGACCAGGAUAAUUAAUCUGGUUUCACACCAUCAUUUGUUCUGAUUCCCUUUUUUGAAUCAAAAAUUACAAAAACCAUAUUUUUACUGCCAUGCUCAAACACCUGCUUUCGGGCCGACCUGAUGAAGCCAUCGAAGAAUCUGUUAAAUUGGAAAAGUCUGGAAAUCUUGAAGGCAGCCACCAAUUAUCGUAAUCGAGGGGUAUCUCAGUUUUGGGAAAGCGUGAAAAAAACCUCUGUUCAAGAAACACAACAACAUUACCCUUAUAUAUUGAUGAAAUAUCCUCUCCAACUAUCGCUGGUGACUGGAAGAUAUCCCUUCAUGGAAUAAGUCUCUUGUUAUAUAAUUAUGUACUUUUAACAAAAUGCUGAAAAUCCAACUUCUCCUGAUUAUCCUGGCCUGUGCCCACCUGGGUGAGAGCUACAAGAUCCUGGCCAUGUUCCCGUUCCCCAGCAAGAGUCACCACCACCUCAGUCAGGGGGUCGUGAGGGCGCUCUUAAAGGCUGGUCAUGAGGUAACACAAGUCACUCCCUAUCCAGAUAAAGACCUACCAUCUAAUCUAAAACAAGUGCACAUCAGCGCAUUGGGUAUGGAAGAUUUCACGGACAGGUUUAACGUGACAGCGGUGCUUAAUGGGGAAGACCCAACGAGUUUCUCUACACUACCAAAAUUUAUAGAGGUUAUAAACAGAGGAGUGUUGACAGAUCAGUCCGUCCAAAAGCUGCUAAGCGACACGACAAUAACUUUCGACGUUGUCAUUAGUGAAUGGGCGUUCACCGACAGUUAUAGUGGAUUAGGAGCUAUCUUUAACUGCCCUUUUAUCUGGUUCUCAACCGUUGAGCCUCAUUCGAUGAUCUUGGGUCUGAUCGACGAAUCUUUGAAUCCAUCCUAUGUACCUAACAUCCGUUCCAGCAUCACUCCGCCUUUUGGCUUCAUAACCAGAGUAAAAGAAUUACUUCUUCAGUUAACAUUCACUGCUUUUGACCUUUUCUAUUUAACAAACUAUCAAACUAAGGUGUUUGAUGAAGUACUGGUCCCUCACAUUGUCAGCAGAGGAAGACCAGUGAUUCCCUUCAGCGCAGUCAGAUACAACGCUUCAUUAAUCCUGGGUAAUUCUGAUGCUUCUCUUGGACUGCCGGUGAGGUUGCCACAGGCUUAUAAAACCGUUGGUGGAUACCACAUCGACCCUGUCGUAAAACCUUUACCUGACGAUCUCAAGAAAUUACUGGACAAUGCUAAGAAUGGUCUGGUCUACUUCAGCAUGGGCUCAAUUCUGCAGAGCAGUGAACUUCCAGAACAACUGAAGAAGGACUUUUUAGACGUUUUGGGGAGCCUGAAUCAAACUGUCUUGUGGAAGUUUGAAGAGGUUCUGCCAAAUUUGUCACCAAACGUGCAUAUAGUUAAAUGGGCACCCCAGCAGAGUAUUUUAGCUCAUCCCAACUGCAUCCUGUUCAUCACACAUGGUGGUCUCUUAUCGACCACUGAGGCUGUACACUUCGGCAAACCAAUCAUCGGGAUCCCAGUGUUCGGAGACCAGUUCAGCAACGUCGACAGAGCUGUCAGGAAGGGCUUCGCUUUGAGAGUGAAUCUGGCUUACGAUAUGAAGGACAAAUUAAAAGUUGCCAUCGAUGAAUUUCUACAAAGUAAACGAUACACCGAGAAAGCGAAAGAGUUAUCACUGAUCUACCACGACAGACCGGUGCCCCCAAGCAAGGAGCUGGUCCACUGGGUGGAGCACGUGGUCAAGACACGAGGAGCUCCGCACCUUCGCUCUCCAGCACUCGAUGUGCCUGUCUACCAGAAGUUUUAUUUAGAUCUCGUUGCACUAAUUUUGACAGUAUUGUACGUGCUGAAGAAGAUUUUUGUGAAAAUUUGCUGUUCGAAGAAGAUAAUCGAUGAGAAAAAGAAGAAGAAUUAAAUGUUGUAUUGAUGAUUUGACUUUAGAAAAUGAUUUCUGAAUGAUUUAUUUUAUACUAUAUGUUUUAGUUUUGUAAUACGUUUGAAUUAACCUUUGUACAUUAUGAGAUAUUAGAAUUAAGUUUUUGACAUGAGUUGUGAAGUUAGUACUCUUUUUAAAUACAUUAAUGAAUUUAAUUAGGGAGGUGCUGAUAAUGUUUAUUUUAUAUUCCAACAUUUUCGUCUCCACUUCGCACGGUCGUCGGCAUCCCUAGUUAUCACACCAUAACUGGUAUAAUUGACGACACAUUAUAUUUAUACUUAUACAUGCAUCCAUUUCUAAUAGUUAUGCGAAUUCUUGGUAAAAUUGUGUUUAUAAGGUUCAUUAAAUCUACUAAAUCAUUA